UGCUUCUCUAGUGGCCCGGGUUACGGCAGCCUCCCAUCCGUGGGAAGCACGUAGGGGCGCAGGCGUUGCAGCCUGGGCGGCGUGGGAGGGUCCGCGGCCGCUCGCGGGCCUUCAGCCACACAAACCCUGUGGAGAGUGAAGGUGUGACCGAUACCCAGGCCCUGGCGACUCCCCGUCGUGAAAUUACGGAUGCAAAGAGCAGCCGGGGACGACCCCGACAGAGAUUGUGAGAACAGUGUGUCCCAAAGAAGAAAAUCUUUCAAGAAAUUGUUUUGGGGGGCUAUAUUAGAUUCCCAAUGGAAGUUCCUCCAGCCACCAAACUUGAUGAGACCUUUGUAUUUGAGAAUGGGUUGGAGAUGCAACAAGAAUUCUUCCCAGAGGAGGACCUGGGGGACCCUUUUCUUCAGGAAAGGGGUUUAGAGCAAAUGGCUGUUAUCUACAAAGAGAUCCCUCUUGGGGAGCAAGAUGAAGAACAUGAUGAUUAUGAGGGGAACUUCAGCCUGUGCUCAAGCUCUGUUCAGCAUCAGAGUAUCCCCUCAGUAAACAGACCCCAGGAUGAUGAAAUAUUUGGUCAAACUUUCCUCCAGAAGUCAGACCUUAGUAUGUGUCAGAUAAUCCAUGGUGGAGAAGAACCCAAUAAACAUGAUUGUGAGCAAGUGGGCGGGGGGACCUCGAGACCUAGUGAACUUCAUAGAACUAUACAACCCGCAAAACCCUAUGCAUGUCGGGAAUGUGGGAAGGCCUUUAGCCAGAGCUCCCACCUUCUCAGACACCUGGUGAUUCACACUGGGGAGAAGCCCUAUGAGUGCUGUGAGUGUGGGAAGGCCUUCAGCCAGAGUUCGCACCUCCUCAGACAUCAGAUAAUUCACACUGGGGAGAAGCCCUAUGAAUGUCAGGAAUGUGGAAAAGCCUUUCGCCAGAGCUCAGCCCUCACACAACAUCAGAAAACUCACACUGGAAAGAGACCCUAUGAGUGCAGAGAAUGUGGGAAAGAUUUUAGCCGGAGCUCAAGUCUCAGAAAACAUGAGAGAAUUCAUACUGGAGAGAAACCUUAUCAGUGUAAAGAAUGUGGGAAAUCCUUCAACCAGAGUUCAGGUCUGAGCCAGCAUCGGAAAAUCCACACCCUGAAGAAACCUCAUGAAUGUGACCUCUGUGGGAAAGCCUUUUGUCACAGGUCUCACCUCAUUCGCCACCAGAGGAUUCACACCGGGAAGAAACCUUACAAAUGUGAAGAGUGUGGGAAGGCCUUCAGCCAGAGCUCCAACCUCAUUGAGCAUCGGAAAACCCACACUGGUGAGAAACCCUACAAAUGCCACAAGUGUGGGAAAGCCUUCAGCCAGAGCUCUUCACUCAUUGAGCACCAGCGUAUACACACCGGGGAGAAGCCCUAUGAGUGUGGUCAGUGUGGGAAGGCCUUCUGCCAUAGCUCUGCCCUGAUUCAGCACCAGAGAAUCCAUACUGGGAAGAAACCCUAUGCUUGCAAUGAGUGUGGCAAGGCCUUCCGGCACAGGUCGGCCCUUAUUGAGCAUUAUAAAACUCACACUAGAGAGAAACCCUAUGUGUGUAAUAAAUGCAGCAAGUCCUUCAGGGGAAGCUCACACCUUAUUCGACAUCAGAAAAUUCACGCUGGGGAGAAGCUGUAGAAGGAGCUCACAAAAGCUUGAAAGUCUUCCCUGAACCUAUGUCCAACUGCUUUGACGGAUGACCCUUCCUCCCUCUCUGAUAAAAGUGCUGAAUAGAAAGGUGCCAACCUAAGCACUCCUGAGCCAGGUGCCCUGAGCUCAGCAGAUUUACGGAAUAAAAGAGGGGGGCAGAGCGAUAGGAAGGCUGUUGAAAUGGAGGCACACUGGAAAAGAGGGCUGACUUUUGGUUUUCUCGUUCUCACAUUUGACUUCCAAACCUGUGAGAGUGAGUUUUGCCCUCUACUUGCUUUUCCCAGUAUCCAGAAGAAGAAAAAAAUGGCAGAGGGAGGAAGUUGAGUUAAAUCAGUGACAUAUUAGAUGAACUUUUUAACAGGCCACCAGUCUGGCACAUUUUAGGGGACAGAAACUGCUCAUAGUCCAAAUAGCUAAAGAAAACUGAAUCCAACGGCAGAUACCUCAGCAGUAAAACAGGAUCUUCUAUCUGGCUUGGGCAUUGGUGGGGACAACCUAAACAAGUCACAGAACAAAGGGAGAGUCUGGGAGAAUUCUUGGGUUAUGGGUAGGUGAGGAUGGCCAACCCUUGGCCACUCUUAAUCUCAAUUGUGAGUUUGGGUGAGGCUGGUUUCUGACACAUGGCUCUUUCACAAAGGGUUAGAGGUUUGGUCCUAUAGAUUGGAGAACAUUUGAUGCCCAGCUCUGACUCAGCCUCAGCAUUGUUGCCCUUCAGGAAUAGCCCCCUCAAAACCCAGGGCCCCUGAAACCACAGCAAAACCUUGUUCUGGUGGCCUUUCUACCCUCGUGUUUGUGUGUGUGUGUGUGUCUCCUGGGAAGGGAAUUGUUUAGGACACAGGGUGAUUCAAUCAUAAGGCCUAGGUUCAAGUUCUACUUCUGCCUCUUUCUACUACUGUGACCCUGAGGGAGUCCCAGGACUGUUACCCCUCCUGUGAGAUGGGGAUAGUGGGACCUAGCCACACACUUGUAAGAAGUUGGUGCAAUGAGACCAAAUGCUCUGGCAACUGGGGAUUGAAGAUAGAGAUCUCCCUACCCUAUCUGGAAGUACUUUCUCUGCAGGCCAGAGGCGUCUCCAUCUGACUUCUGAAAUAACGGCUUGCAGCAGACCCUCUCCUUACAGCAGGGCUCUCUGUCACUCUCUCAAGCUUGUACCCUAGGCUGCAGGUGCUUUGUUAUGUGUUAUCCCACACAUGGAUAUUUCCCAGGUGUCAUCCCAAGCCUCCCACAGGUGGAAACUGGGUCCUUGUUCCUGUACUUCUCUCCUUCCCACUGCCAACUGGUAUUCCCCUGAGGUUUGCUUAAUAAAGGGGCUCAGACAGUGAUGUGUUUUCAUAGCUCCCUAAGUGAUUGCAGUACUGCAGCACUGAGCUGGCUCUGAGCCCUGUGCUGGACGCCUUGUACCCCAGCAUCUCCUAGAUGUCAGGCCUGCUCACCCUAACUGCAGAGCUUGAGUCUGUUCUGCUUCACAUGGUAGCUGUUUGUCCCAGGCCUUCAAGCAUUUGUGUGGCCGGAGGGAUGGGGGGAGGUAGGGCAGAGGGGAGAGGUGUGAAAGGGUCUCUCUCAAACUGACUUUCCUCAGAGCUAAUAGAAGAGGGAGGACACAGUCCCUGCUAUUUUGAAGUUUCCGGAAGUUUAUGACUGGGAUCCGUGGACUCAUUGAGUUAACACUGGUUAUUUCAACUAAUCAGCUCAGCUGGGCAGUUAUGUAUAUUUUUCCUGAAUAAAAAUGGGAAGUCAUAAUUGUUACUUAGUAAGUGGGGCUUGUGGGCCAGACAUUUUAAAAUGACAGGUCUGAUGGGCUGGAGAGAGAACAGUGGGAGCCCCACAGUGAGAACACUGCUCUUCCCUUCAGCUCCUGUCUUUGUUAUAAGAGUAUAGGGAACAUUUAUCCAGCACUUCAGGGUUCCAAGAACCUGCAGCACUGACAGCCAGAUUGGUCAGACUGGGUGGCUCCCGGGAUUAUAGCAAGCAGCCCCCUAGGAUCUACCUCCUCUGCACCUCCCAUUCCACCUCAGUCCUGUCCUUAUUUGCCUGUUUCCUACCUUUAAUGUCUCCCUGUGAAUACUUACGUACACCCCAGCCAAGUUGAUUUAUUUAAAGCAUCAUUUUGCACACGUCACCACUCUCCUUAAAACCAAUCUUCAUGGGCUUUUUAUGCUCAUGAAACCUCAUUUCAGCCAGUCUGGUACCCUCCACCACCCCCCCAAACAAGCCACAAGGGGUUCAUGCCACCCUAGAUGCCCAGAUGCUUUUUCCACUGCCAGAUUCUCAGCUCAUUUUAUGUUCUCACAUUUUGGAAUAUGCACUUUCUGCUUUCUCAACCCCUACCUCCAACCUGCUUCUUCCUUUUCACGAUUUAUGUUCUGAGGAUCAAGAGCCCCUUUCUGAAGGGUUGACAUUCUCACAUAACCGUGGUUAGACCAGAUAGUUUUCUUUUUUCAAAGUGUGAGCAGAACCUGGUUCCUUCUGUUCAGAUUCUUUCUGUAUUAUGUAUUUUAAAAUCCUUUUCUUUAGAUUUUCAAAGAGUGUAAUGUUAUAAAGAGAUCUUCCUGGUAAUAUUUUAAUCAUCUUUGAUUUAGUUGUUUGUUUUUGUUUUGUCUUAUGAUUUUGUUCUUCUGGCAGAUUUUGAGUGUUGUAAGACUCUUGAUUUUGUUUCCUAAUCAAAUUGUUUUGUCAAAUUUAUGUAUUCUCCUUUUUCUUUUUUUGGCUUACAUUUCUAAGAUUAAUUAUUUGAGGUAGCUCAUCAUUUUUAAUAUCUUGUAAAUGUAGGUACUUUGGUCUAUGAUUUUUUUCUUAUAGCUUCUUAAAGUUUGACGUAAAUCUGACAUGUGGUGGUAUUUUUUUGGUUGUUGUUGUUAUUGUAUUGGAAAUUCCCUCUGGGCUCAAAUGUCAUUUUUUAAAAGUAUUUCCAAGUGACAAUUGCUUAAAGCAUUGCUAUUAUUGUACUGUGGUGUGAACAUUUCUACGUGUCCAUAGAAUUUCUUUGGGCCUGAAUAUAUUAUCAGUUUUUCUAAAGCACUUGUUACUCUUAAGAAAUGUAUUUUUACUCUGUCAAUUCUAUUUGUUAACUCAAUUGUUAAAAUUAUUUUAUUCAAAUCUAUAUCUUCUCUAACUUAUUUACUUCAGAGUUGUUCACUGGGCCCAUUGUCUGCCUCGGAGUCUGUGAGCAUGCAAGGGUGGUAAAGAUUGUGGAUUCCUAGGGGCUGAACCAAGUUGUGUGGAUAUGUGCAUGAAUGAAUUGUUCUGGAUGGAGUGAGGAUAGAAUCUGUGGCAUUCACAUUUUGGAAGUGUUCUGUGUUGUUAAGAUCACUCUAUUCCUGAUCUGAACUUAGUCUUAUUUUGUGUGUUUUACUUUCUGUAUUUCUCUUUCAUUUAAAUUUCAGUUUCUCUUUUGUGUAUGUUAUUGCUAUAUUAAUUUUGCUUUUCUCUCAAAUCAUUUCUGAGAAAUAAGGUAUAAUUUAUCAAUAAGUAGUACCUUGCUAUUUGGGGCAUUUAUAAUUAAUGACAUACUGAAAAACUGUGCCUUAUCCUGCCCUCUUUGCCUCUUUGAAUGCUUCUAGGUUCCAUUUCUCUCUUCCAAAUAUCAUUAUUGAAGUCCCCCCUUUUUGAGUGAAUUUGCAUGAGAGUUAGUAUAACAGUUUAUUUUUUAAAUUUGUGUAUUUUACUAUACAACUUAUAAACAGCACAUUAUUAGAUUUUGUUCUCUGAUGUUCUUGUAAUUCUUUUUCUUUUUAUGUAAGAAGUUCUACCAUUAUCAUUGUUUAAAGUAAGGCAUAAUUUAUUUUUACCUUAAUAUUUUAAUAUGUAUUAACUCAUUUAACCCAACAGGUCCUGCUCACUCCCGCCCCCAUCUCUAUGAAUCGUUAACCACCUGUGGAGUGUCAUUUCUGGGUAGCCCAGAGGUCCACCAUGGGAUAUAUCUUUCCUUGCUGUCUCCAUCAGUGCCAGGCUCUGUCCUGAGCCCACUUUUUAAACCAGAGUCUCUGACUUGUAAUGUGGAUGAAUGAUGCCAGCUCACAGCCCUGUGGGACUCAGAGGAGUAAGAAAUGCAAACCUGCGUGACGAACUGAUUAUUACACUACUUUGAAAUGUUUCCUUAAUUUUUUGUUCUAAUUACUCCCAAAGUUUUUUCCACCAUAACUUAGAACAUUACAUUGUUAUUUACUUUACAGAUAUGUCCCACCCUCCCUGAGUGAACUCACGUAGUCAUUUGAAGAGAGAUGGGGACCCUGUUCUUGUACCCUCUAUCCCCAUCUUCUGUCCCAGAGAGGUCCCCUCUCCCACUACCCUCUACCUGCCUCCUGCGGUGGGAGGGGGGAAGCCCUGUCACAGCUAUAAAUGCUCAAGAGGAUGGUCAGUUUCUGGCUGCUGCUGUUGCAGGUGGGGAAUGGGCUGACCUAUCAGAGUUGCAGUGAUUUGGGUCUGCCAGCAGCCAUGGGGACAAACAAUGUGAGAUGUGCUGGGGCCCCAGCCAGUUCCCAGGACUUCCCAGCCAGCAAGUGGGUUUAGUCACCACAGGCCAAGGUGAAAGGGAAAUCCUCUCAAUUCGCUUAGAGCCACUACGUUAUGGGGGGAUGAGUGGAUAUUUGCCAGCAUCACAUACAAAAUAGAUAUAUUUGCCACAGUGCCUAUGCAUUAAUUUACUAAGUGGGGAGAGAACCCCAUUUUCAGUAUAUGAUAACCCAGGGAACCGAGGCAGAGGUUGCUUGUGGCAUGUGGAAUUGGGACAUCUUGAGAUGGACCAUCCUUCCUGCACCACAGGCCAAACACUUGCCUUGUCAGACUGCUGGUGGGAAUGUGCUGCCUCAUUCCCUGCUGCCUUUGGUCUAUCAUCAAACUCAUGCCACAGUGGCUAGCAAUAGCUUGGUAGCGCUGAGAUAAUUACCUGUGCUACCAGGGAGGCCUGGUACCCUCCAGUGUUUGCUGCUUCAUUCCCUGGCUGCCUUUGGUCUGUCACUGCAGUCACAGGACCCUCCACGCUGCCUUCUCUUUGCUGGGUUACCAUGCUCAGAGAUCUAUGAGCCUGCACAAAUGGAAGGCUUCUAAGAUCGCCCCAUAUUGGGAAGGGUCAGCUUUGUUUUUUAUGAUCAUUUUUAAACAUUUAUUUUUAUUUAUGCAUACACGAACUGGGGUGUAGGCCAGAGGUGCAGGGAGUGAGAGGAUUCACCAGAGAUAGAGUGGGGAGCAGAACAGGCAGAUCUACUGAAAUCCACUGCUGAGAGGAGCAGCGGGCGAGGCAGGAGAGGUCUGCUGCGCCAUGUGGGUCAGCUCCCUGGCUGGGGAUCAAACUCAUGCCACAGUGGCUGGCAAUAGCUUCGUAGCACUGAGACUUAUAACACCUGUGCUACCAGGGAGGCCUGAGAAGGGUCAGCAUUAAAUCCCUUCUCUUUGCCAAUCCAACAGCUAGGCUAGCUGUUCCUCCCAAGAGAGAGCUGGGAGCAACUCUCUCCCCUUUGGCCCUCACUUAGGUCUUCCAGCUCCUGGCGCUCUGGAAGUGGGGGAGGGAGUCACAAACAGCCAAGUUGUAAUGCAUUCCUUACUCAAUCCUCAUGUCUCCUCAUCUCUUGGAAAAGGCAAUGGCACCUCCUAGAGAAGACAGGUCUUCUCUCAGGACCACAGUCACCCUCAAAAUUGAAGAGCUCAUCUAGGCACAUAGUGAGGGGUGGCAAGAGAGUCCUGAAAGCUGGUGCUGCUUUAUCUAGGUCUUAGAAUAACCCCUAAUGCCUCUUUCUCCUCUUCUCAGCCUAUGCCAGAGUUCCUCAGGCCUCUCUCUGCUCAUCUUCAUUUCUACCCACUGAGCCAGGGACUCUGCAGGUUUCCUUGGCCUCCAUGUACCCUGCUGGGCUGCAGAGUGGGCCCUCCACCAACAUUUGGUGUGUGAAUAAGCGACUUUCUCUUGCCCAUCCCUCAUACCAAUGAUGUUUCUCUUUCCUCCUGACUCCUCUUCUUCAGUCUCACUGAUCUCAAGCCCGGAGUCACACGCCACCUUCUCUACCUUCUCAUUUGCUGAUUCCACCAAGUCUUUAACAUUGGUUGAUGCCACCUCCUCUUGUCUGACCACUCUUGCCUGCUGCUGUCCCACUGCACAGCCUCCCCCUCCCUGGCUUCUGCCUUUGCCUUUCUCCCCUAAGAGUGAUCUUUCUACUCUGCAGCCUGAGAUCACUGAUUCCUCAAACACCUCCAUUGGUUUCCAGAAAAACCUAAGUGUUAAGGGUGGAUCUCUGGCACCUUCUAGUCUGAUAUCACCGCCACUUUCCCUACCAAGGCCUCCAUGUUUCCCUCACCCUGAGCUCCUGUGUUCCCAAACAUGCCUUCUUCCAAUGAAAAGGACAUCACUCUGGGAUGCCCCUCUUCAUCCAUAUCGCAUGGGUCGAAGAAGGGAAGGUCUCUUCCAGAGUCAGCUAUUCUGAGGCCGGGCCUCCCUGCUAAGUCCCUCUUGAGGCCUGAACUAUAUUCUGGGUGUUAGAUGCAGUUGAACAAGGGAAGAAGGUCAAGUUUAGGAUCAGGACAGUAUUUUGGUUAGUAGAAAAUGAAAAGAAAGGGGGACCAAGGUAAGAUGGCUGUCUCACAUGUCACUGUUAGGCUUUCACAUGCAACAUCUGGCACGUUUCCAUAUCUCCUGAAAACCAUGAUUUCACUAGCUCCCAUAACCAACUUCUGACCUGACGCCCCAGGCCUCAGGCAGAUCCUCACAAUGGUGAUCUUCAUCUUACCCUAUUUAAUGGAACCAAGAAUUUGGAUGUAAGUCCAGUUCACAGAAGUGUGAAGUGGACAGACCUUAGAGUCAAUUUCAAGAUUCACAGCCUGAGAUCUGGUCAUUUCAUGUUCUCAGGCUUCAGUGGUGAAAUCACUGGCAGGAGCCUCUUUCCCCACAGUAUGUGGAGAAGGGAUUGAAAGAUCCAACUACUUAAUGGGGACAAAGGAGGACACCUGCCAGUGCAGUCCUGAGAUACAGGGGAGGAGGCCACCAGGGGACUCUCUGAGCUCAGCCAGGGCAGAGACGGGGGACUAGCACCCCAGGCCUCUUCCUGGUUCUUACCUGCCCUCAGGAGGCCUACUAGUUGCCUCCCUGGCCUCUCCCCAGGGUUAGAGACCCUGCGUUUCCUCCCUUUUGCCUUAGCCAUUUUCAGGCCUAAAGCCAGAUCUGCUGGGGGCAUCCAGUUCCAGCUAUGUGGCCCCAGGAAGCAACAUUGGGGCCUCCUCCUCCUCAAUGCAUGAGUGUUUCCAGAUUUUAUAUGUAUUUCUCUGUAAUCAUGGAAAAAGUGGCUCAUGAAUGAGAAAGGUUAAGAAGCUUGGAUAAGGCAGUUAACAAACAACUUAAUGGCCAUCCAUGUAGCAGAAUGUUUUAUUUACAUAUAUAAUUUAUAUACUUUCUUACAUCAUUGUUCAUUUUUGUACAAUGUUUGCUUUCUCUUCUCAGGUGUAGUCACCAUGGAAGUCCCACCUGUGCACCAUCACCAUAGUCCCUGGUGCUUUUCCCUCCCCUGUUUUGAUUUCUCUCCCUCCCCCUCCCUUGCAGAAUGUCUCUGAUUUAUAGUUGCUUGUUAAUUUGUUUUUUUAAUUUUUUGUUAUUAUUUUCCUCCUGAUCCCUUAUUUUUUCCCCUAUAGUCCUUCUGUAAGUGAAACCAUUUGAUAUUUUUCUUUUUCUUUCUGACUUGUUUCACUGAGCAUAAUCCCUUCCAGCUCCAUCCAUGUUGCUGUGAAUGGCAUUAGUUUAUCUUUUUUGACUGCUGAAUAGUAUUCCAUUGUGUAUAUGUACCACUUCUUCUUGAUCCAGUCACCUAUUUUUGGGCAUUUGGGUUGUUUCCAUAGCUUACCAGUAAAUAGUGCUGCAAUAGUCAUAAGGGUGUAGGUAUUCUUUGGAAUUAAUGUUUUCGUGUCCUUUGGGUAGAGGAGAGGAAUAGCUGGGUCAUAUGGUAGCUCCAUUUUUAGUAGUUUGAGGAACCUCUACACCACUUUCCAUAGUGUUUGCAAUCCCACCAGCAGUGUAGGAGAGUUCCUUUUCCUCCACAUAGCAGGAUGUGUUCUAAUGCGGAGUAUAUUCUUUUCAUGCACACGUGGAACAUGCACACAUCUGUGAUGACAGUUUGUGUUAACUCCAUUUACCUCCUUCAGCCAGGAGAGCUUGUGGCCCAGACCCUCGGGAAUGAAGAUUUGGGUGACCCCCACCAGGCAAAUAAUAUCGAGGCACUUGCCGAGAGAAAAGGGAAUACGGACUAGGCCACAGAAACCAUAAACAGCUGCUACAUGAGCAGUCACGGGAUAUUUCUUAUUUUGAUAUUAAUAUAUCUGCAUUUAUAAGAGCCAUUUCUCUCCCCACCACCAUUUCCCUACAAUCAAAUACAAGAUGUGUUAAUAGUGGUUAACAUAUUUUGGUAUCAAAGUUAAAGGAUA
Talpa occidentalis (Iberian mole) is the source of this 10049-nucleotide messenger RNA. It is a transcript of the gene ZNF70, whose product is annotated as zinc finger protein 70. The record is from RefSeq and is a predicted model, not a curated record. The transcript has 2 exons. Gene Ontology annotation, biological process: regulation of immune system process; regulation of cytokine production; negative regulation of transcription by RNA polymerase II. The coding region runs from base 297 to 1643 and encodes 448 amino acids. Lineage: Eukaryota; Metazoa; Chordata; Mammalia; Eulipotyphla; Talpidae.